AUGGGGCGCUGGAGCGUUGUGCUGCUGCUGCCGACCGUCGCCGCCGCAAUGGUAGGUCGACCUCCAUUCUAACCUCUCAAGUGACAACUCUAGGUGGUGUGGCCGUCGCUGCCGUACUCGCCGACGUCGCCGACCAACCAGACCAAGCCGAGCAGCUGGGCCGACAAGAACCUCGGCCAGUGGUGUCGCAACUUCACUCAAAAUGUGUCAGUUUCAAGUUUCGAAGCCUCCCGCGUUGCCCAACUCAUUCAUAAAUUAUUCGGAAAGAUAAUGGAAUUUCCAUGGAUUUCCUUCCAAUUUUCAGUCACAGACAAUGUCCGCAGGCCUCGGCGUUCCACCAAUUCGACUGCUGCGGUCAUCACAAUACCGAAUGUUGCUUCGCCAUACAAGGAUGGGUGAGUUGAAGCGGAACGUCGCCGAAUGCGGAAGAAUUCGAACGCGAAGAGUUCAAAAGGCUCCGAAAUUCUCUUGACUUUACAAAGUGCUGGGGCAAGGAGGGAAACGGGGCGUUACCGAUCAGAGUCAUGCUUUCGCGAUUUUGAAGCGGUAAACAAAUUCAUAGAUUUCGGCUAGAGUUCGGUUCACAACUAGUUGUUGAGUUUCAAGCAAAUCUCACUUAAAAAUAUCCUUUCCAAAGGACGAAAUUGCAGGUGAUUCUGAUAGCAACGAUGACGGCGUGUUCCUCGCUGCUGACGCUUAUCUUCUACGUGCUUCUGAAGGCGCGGCUGAUCUGUCUUGAAGGCACCUACGCCCCCAAAACAAUCUACCUCGGCAUCAAAGACUGA
Messenger RNA from Caenorhabditis auriculariae, 785 nucleotides. NCBI's taxonomy places the organism in Eukaryota, Metazoa, Nematoda, Chromadorea, Rhabditida, Rhabditidae. The record is from the annotation of a GenBank genome assembly.